This is a messenger RNA of Leptidea sinapis, 1932 nucleotides long. Its product is annotated as connectin-like. Lineage: Eukaryota; Metazoa; Arthropoda; Insecta; Lepidoptera; Pieridae. The transcript is spliced from 3 exons. The record is from RefSeq and is a predicted model, not a curated record. Gene Ontology annotation, cellular component: plasma membrane. The coding region runs from base 147 to 1643 and encodes 498 amino acids. Gene Ontology annotation, molecular function: protein binding.
AGUGAGAGUGAAUGUCUUUUGUAGGAAUUCAUAAUAGUUUCAAUUCUCGACAGGUAGCUGCCGAAAGUUUGGAUGUGAAAACAGUGUGUGUGGUGAUAAACAUAUAUUAAUGAGAUUACUGUUUUGUGUCUAAUAAGGUGGGAGGUAUGCGGGCCCUAAAGGUACCCGCUGCCUUGCUACUAUUGCUAAUUGCAAUAGACUCCCUUGAUGCUAAUCGGAGAAAACAAAAAGACAAGAUCGUACAAACUACCGUCAAUAUUUGUGAAAUCGGCAACAGAGAUUCAAAAGUUUAUUGCUAUUGUGAGAACAGCCAAGAAAUAAACGAAGCAAUCAAAACAGAAUGCUGGGUAUUCAAUGGGGGCAUCGACAAAGCAGACCCACUUUGGUCCAGUUUUACGUCUCAAAUGAAUUUAGAAACACUAGCAUUCAAUGUAAGAUCUGAUGGUGGCCUUAGUUUUGUACCAAACAAAAUAUUGAGGUAUCUGAGAAAAUUAAAAAACUUUAGUAUAAAAUUUAGUUCAAUAAACAAGAUCGAGAGUUAUACUUUCGUCAAUAUAUCUUCGGUUCAAGAAAUGACGCUAACUAAAAAUCAAAUAACUACAUUGAAUAAGCACGCAUUUUACAAUUUAUCCAAUCUCACGAUUCUUACUUUAGAUGCAAAUAAAAUUAAAAAAAUUGAGACAGAAACUUUCUACGACCUACCAGCACUACAGAAAUUAUUUUUGACGAGUAAUAAUGUAACUAUUAUUGAAGAUGGUGCAUUCAGACACCUUGUUAAUUUAUUAGAAUUAGAAUUGGAUAAAAAUAAUAUCAGUACAUUGAAUAAAGAGUGUUUUGAUGGUCUAGCUAAUUUGAAGAGGUUGGAUUUAAGGAAAAAUAAAAUAGCAGUACUUAAUUCAUUUACAUUUAUCGAGUUAUGGAAUUUGCAAGAACUUUUGCUGGAUUAUAACGAAAUUUACAUACUGGCCCAGAGAACAUUUGACGGUCUCUCACAAUUACGAAAAUUGAGCUUAAGUCACAAUAAAUUGAUUAAUUUGGCAGACGGCUUGUUUGAAGGAGUAAGAGGUCUUUCAGCUUUAGAUUUGCGAAACAACAAAUUGAAAAGGUUUACAAUUGAAAACCUGCGACCAAUAUACGAUAACUUGAAAUUGCAGAAAAGCUACAUAUAUCUAGAAGGAAAUGACUUCGACUGCGAUUGCCAUCUGGCGUGGAUGCACAAACUACGGCACGAAGCAAAGAGCAUUAAAGUGAGAACGUCUUUAGAGAAUUUUCUUUGUAAAUUUAGCCAUUCAUCGAAUACGCAAUUUACUUACUAUGAAAAGAUUGACUCAAAAAUCAAUAUCAACGGCGACAAAUUGAGCGAUGAUGCUGAUAAUAUAGAAGAAUUUCAUGACGAAAACGAGGAAAGUUUCAUAGAUGAACCCAAGAAAGUGAGAGGUGAUAACGAUAGAACGUUAUUACAAAUUCCCGUAGAGUUAUUGCCUUGCCCCACGGAAGUUAAGAGCGUAACUGAUAGGACUUAUACUUACCCAUCUCAGAACGAAGCUAAGGAUUAUAGGAAUCUCAUAAUAACAUCGUCUAUUUCGCCGAUCGGUAUAAAUAUUUCAGUUCUCCUUCUAUCAUUACUUUUAUUGUUAGGGUAAGGAUAAAUAAUAAUAAAAUUUUUGCGAAAUAACGUUUUCAGGACUCGAUUGAGUUUUAUUGUACAUACAUUUGAUUUUAUUUGGAGGGUUUGUAAUUUGUUUAGGAUAAUAUCGAUAUGGAUUUGUCUCCCAUAAAAUAUUUAUGAAUUCCUAUUUGAAAUGUUUUAAAAGUCUGAACGUUAUGCUUUGUAUAAAAAAGCCGUCAUUGCCAUUAACCGCAUGAAAUUGCAUGUUUAAAAAUAUAAUGAGUUUUCAAUGUUUAUUUAUUAAGUUUCAUAUUGGUUAGCUA